Aspergillus pseudoviridinutans is the source of this 1626-nucleotide messenger RNA. Its product is annotated as cytochrome P450. NCBI's taxonomy places the organism in Eukaryota, Fungi, Ascomycota, Eurotiomycetes, Eurotiales, Aspergillaceae. Bases 1 to 1626 code for a protein of 541 amino acids. Gene Ontology annotation, molecular function: iron ion binding; monooxygenase activity; heme binding. The transcript has 5 exons. The record is from RefSeq and is a predicted model, not a curated record.
AUGGAGAAUGUGCACUUUUUGACCUAUGCGGCUGUUGUCAUCGUCUUGGCCGUGAUCGCUUUCCAGCAUCGGUCUAGUAAUCUGCCCAGAGGGACUGGAAGGCCGCCAAGCCCCAAGCAUGGGCUACCCAUUCUGGGCCACGUUCUCCAGAUCCCUUCCUUCCAUUCAUGGCUGAAGUUCAAGACCUGGACCGAUGAACUGGGCCCAAUUGUCCGUUUCCGGAUAUUCGGACGAGAAAACAUAGUGGUCUCGAACGAGAAGAUAGCCAACGACCUAUUGCGGGAGCGAGGUACUCUCUAUUCUUCUCGAGAACAUCUGACAAUGGCUUCAGAUCUCCUAUCUGACAAUCUUCGUCCGUUGCUAAUCGGCUACACCGAGCGAUGGCGCCGUGGCCGCAAAUUGAUGCACCGUCUGACAAUGACAAGCGCGGCAAAUUCGUAUCAGCCGAUCCAAUCAUUGGAGUCCAAACGGAUGCUGUACGAUCUUCUCAGGGACCCAAGUCGUUACGGUUUGUGGUUUGAACGCUAUGCUGGCGGAGUUAUCUUUCGCUUAGGCUAUGGUAAGACUAUCAACACAGGCGAAGAGGAGCACGUUCGAAAGGCCUUCCACGUUGUCCAUACCGUGGAGCGCAUAGCAUCUCCAGGCUCGUACCUGGUUGACUCCUUGAGCUUCCUGAAGUAUCUGCCUGAACAGUUGGCUCCAUUCAAGAAAGAAGGCCGGAUAUUGCACCAAGAGGAACUGAACUUUUUCCGCACCCUUGUUAGCGACGUGCAAGCUGAGAUUGCAGCCGGAGUUGCGGGUCCAUCAUUCGUUCGUACAUGGCUGGAAGACAAGGAGUCGUUUGACUUGACAGAUGACGAGGCAGCUUAUGUGAUUGGGACCUUGUUCGAAGCUGGUAGCGGAACCACCGCCUCCGCCAUGAUGUCUUUCAUCCUUGCUAUGGUACUCUUCCCUCAGUGGCAGCAGGCCAUGUGGGAUGAGCUUGAUGGACUUGUGGGCGACCGCAUGCCAGAAUUCGAAGAUGUGCCAAAUCUUCCUGUAUGCCGGGCGGUCAUUAAGGAGGUCCUUCGAUGGCGCCCUGUCACUGCUGGCGGUGUCCCACAUCAGUUAACGCAAGACGAUAUAUAUAAUGGCUAUUUCUUCCCGAAGGGAACCAAUGUCCACGCAAAUCAAUGGGCUAUACAUCGGGACCCGGAGUUAUACCCAGACCCUGAGAACUUCAAUCCCGACCGGUGGCUGAACCGAAGCUAUCCAACGUAUAGGGAACCCCUGAGCAAGUAUCCAUCCCUACAGAAUUUCUCGGCUUUCGGCUUCGGUCGACGGAUUUGCCCAGGAAUGAACAUUGCAGAGCGCUCGUUGUACAUUCUUCCGGCAAGAAUAAUGUGGGCAUGCCGGAUUACGAAGGCAAAAGAUGAAAGAGGCGCCGAUAUAACCCCACCAUUAUAUAAUUACACUACGGGAUUCAAUACUCAGCCAAAGCCAUUUCCGUUCCACCUAGAAGCCCGGUCGGAGAAGAGGAAGAUUGCCGUGAAGGAAGCAUGGGAGGAGGCGCAGAAGGGAGAUCCUCUAGCUUGGACGGUGAAUUAUAAGCUAGGGCACUCUUUCAAGGAGAAGUUUGGGCCCUAA